UAAAAAUGAAUAAUUACAGUCCUAGUGUGAUCCUCCGCAAAGCAAGAAAGAAUACUGAAGGAGUUCAAAUUUCGUUUUCUAAAAAUCAAUCUCUUACAACAAGAAAACCAAUAAACUUUCAGAGGAAAUAAGUCAGGAUUUAAGAAUUCAUAUACUUCCGGCCAAGAAGCACAACAAAAACGGGGUUAGGCUCCUGAGUAAGGAUCUUCAUGAGAAGAUCAAGAAGGUUAAGAAGAAGAGUUUCAUUCAUAUUAAAAAGCCCAAAGGAGAUACUAGGCUUGCUGUUAUUCCUGACACGAAUAAAACUGUACAUUCCGUUCAAUAAGAAUAUUUCGUGGGAUGCUGACAAGCUUGGGGUAGAUUCUCAGGCCAAAAGAGGACUUGGAAAUUAUAAAUUCCCUGGUAGAGUCAACCAGUCAAUGGAUUUUGGAAUGGAAAAUGAGUCUCCAGGAAGCGGACAUCGCCAUAAGCGUGCUCAAGCCACAUUAAGCUUACCACAGGUGAUUUUAAGGAGGAAGAAUAGAAAUUCUAGUUUUACUCUAGACAAGAGCUUGAUGGCAUUACAUUUUCCGGCAUUACAUAAAAAUAAGGAGCCAAUUAUAAAACACAUUGUAGAGUCCUCAAAUGUAUCGAAAAUCGCCGACUCAAAGGCUGUUUCAUCUAUAACUGGAGUAGCUACAACUAUGAGGCUUUCAAAUCUUAGAGAGAUUUCGCCUAUGGUAAAUCUGCCAAAGAGUUACCAGAAACAACUAGAUGAAGGGUCUGAGGAGCUUCUUAAGAUCUUCUAUUCAAUCCAUGCUGGGGUUGCAUCAACAAGAAAGGCGAUAAGUUACUCUAUUGUGAAGAAUGUCCGGAUUAGGAAAAGUGAAUUUAGGAGCUUUCUAUCAAAGCGUUAUACUUCAUCUAUAGCUGAGAAGCUGAUAAAUUUCUUUGAUUUUAAAAAGCCUUGGUCAUACCAUGACUAUGUCAAUGCCAUGGAGGUUCUGAUCUACCAAAACGAUGAAUUACUGUUUAAAAUCGCAUUUGAAGCUCUCGAUUUUAAUUGUGAUGAUUAUAUUAGCGAAAUCGAUCUAUAUCUAGCUAUGAGGGAACUACCAAAUGAGGUGUUUAUCUCUGUCCUAAUGGAUGAUUUUCUCAAGGUCAUUCAGUAUCUUAUUGAUAAAAAGAAGAUGAAGGGCACUUUUGAUGAGACUAAGUAUAAUCAAGAGAAGAUAAAAAUGCAAAUCAUGAAUGCUACCUAUAGAAGUAGCCUUUCAGACUGGAAAUAAAGAAGGGCAGGGUAAAUCCUCGCCUAAUUUUUUCCAAUUCUGUCUUUCAAAACUGUCUCCUAAUGAGAAGAAGGGUCCUCAGAAAUCCGAUUAUUCUUUGUACAAAAGAUCUGUGAACAACAGUGCUAGGAAGUUAGAGAAGAAUACUGAUUCUUUAAGCAUAAGUAGAUUCAAUUCGAUCAAUAGUUAUCGCAAAAAGACUCUUAAUAAGGAAGAUCUUUUGUUUGGCUACUGUGAAGAGCGAGAACUUAACGAGAAGAUACCUCUUAAUGAAUUCAAUGCAAUUCAUUUUGAUCAUUUUGUGCCAAACUUUGCAAUUGAUUUGAUUAAAUUCUUGUGUGGGUACAGCAAAGUUAAGCUAGCCUCUUCAAACAGUCGAGAGUACUUAAAAGUACACAGAAAUGAAGAAGAGUUCCAAAAAUUGAUGGAAAUUAUAGAAAUCCAAGAAGCUAAGGGUAAAUAACCAGCUGAAUUUUUUUGUGAAGUCAAACCUAAGCGUUCAAAACAAGAAUUCUUCAAAAUAAUAGAUUUCUAGCCCAA
Moneuplotes crassus is the source of this 1808-nucleotide messenger RNA. The record is from the annotation of a GenBank genome assembly. NCBI's taxonomy places the organism in Eukaryota, Ciliophora, Spirotrichea, Euplotida, Euplotidae.